AUGGCCACUUCAAUACAGGCUCAGCAGCUUUCUCAAAUAGUCAGUUCUCUUCAAAACAUUCGUCACAUUAUACUAAUACUCUCUGGCAAGGGUGGCGUAGGAAAGAGUUCCGUGACAACGCAACUGGCAUUAAGUUUAGUACAUAAAGGAAAUAAAGUUGGUAUCCUAGAUAUUGAUUUAACAGGACCCAGUAUCCCGAGAAUGUUAGGACUUGAUAAGAUGCAAGUGCAUCAGGCUUCCGGAGGUUGGGUUCCAGUCUAUGCUGGUCUGGAAGAUAAAAACCAACGAUUGUGUUGCAUGUCAAUUGGAUUUCUUUUGCAAAAUAAAGACGACUCUAUCAUUUGGCGAGGACCAAAGAAGAAUGCGAUGAUUCGACAGUUUUUGGCUGAUGUUUGCUGGGGAGAUUUGGAUUAUCUCGUCAUUGAUACUCCACCAGGCACGUCCGAUGAGCAUAUAUCCAUAGCAGAAUAUCUAAAGGAAACGAAUCCUGAUGGAGCCGUAAUAGUGACUACUCCCCAGGCUGUCGCGUUGGCAGAUGUUCGGAAAGAGCUUAACUUUUGUAAGAAAGUUGGUAUACCAGUAUUAGGUGUUGUUGAGAACAUGAGUGGGUUUGUAUGUCCACACUGUGAGGAAUGUACAAAUUUGUUCUCUACUGGAGGUGGUGAAGCUAUGGCCGAAGAGUUUGGUGUAUCGUUCUUAGGACGGAUUCCUAUAGAUCCUUCAAUAACUACACUAUUUGAAACAAAUCAAACAGAGAACUCCGCGAGCGGUAGUUUAGUCACGCAAUAUUCACAAACGAAUGUGUUCAAAAUAUUCAAUGAGAUUACUGGUAAAGUUAUUAAUAAAGUAGAGACCAAUACUGAUGAAAUGUAUACACAGGUAUAG
Molecule: messenger RNA, 885 nt
Organism: Paraglomus brasilianum
Lineage: Eukaryota; Fungi; Glomeromycota; Glomeromycetes; Paraglomerales; Paraglomeraceae
Source: the annotation of a GenBank genome assembly